GGGAGGCUCCACGCGACCAACAAUCAGUUCCAGAGAUACGGUCCAAAGGGUUUCAUGGAAAUCAAAGUCCUUCACGACGACAACCUCUACGUCCGCGUCGACUUGCCCGGCGUUCCAGACGACGCUAUCCGCUACAGAGUCGACGCCGUGAGACAAAAGGUUGUCUUUUUCUCCGGUGAAGAAACUCUCCGCGCCGGCGACAAGGUUGACGACGUUCGUGAGUACUCCGGGACCGCCGGUCUGGGCUGUGACUGCUGUGAGAUCACCGGCGUGGAUGCCAAGAUGAAAGACGGAGUCUUGAGGAUGAUUCUCUCAAGGGUCAAGGUGAAGGACCAUGACAACAAGUGUACUCACUUUCUGCCUCCUAACACAGGCAAAUCUGGAAGAUAUGAUAUAGGUGAUUCUGCAGUUGACAUGGUUGAAGUGGAGGAUCAUCCGUUUGUGGUGAAAGGUCGCAAGGGAACGUUCACUUCAGCACGAACAUCUGACGGUUGUUAUCACUUUUCAGUGGAUCUGCCAGGUGUUUCUAGCGACGACAUAUUCGUGCUACCAAAUGAGAAUGAAUUCAAGUUCAUUGCUGAGAACAAGAGCGUGUACGAGCACGACGAGAGUUGCCGUAUUUUCAUUGGAGCCGUCAACAUGCGUACAUGUUGUUCCCAUGGGAUUCCACUUCUUGACCACAACAUCGCUUGGGAUGCAUGA
This is a messenger RNA of Brassica napus (rape), 702 nucleotides long. RefSeq lists its product as uncharacterized. NCBI's taxonomy places the organism in Eukaryota, Viridiplantae, Streptophyta, Magnoliopsida, Brassicales, Brassicaceae. The record is from RefSeq and is a predicted model, not a curated record. Bases 55 to 702 code for a protein of 215 amino acids. The transcript has 2 exons.